CAGGUGGCAUGGUGAGAUAUUCUGCUUCUUUUUAGCACUGUUCACCACCCUCAGUCUUCCCUAUGUCGCCCCAUUCAUUCUCUAUUAGAUCUGUGCGGCCACACGCUCGGACGCUAGUUUCUUGCUCUGCUGGCUUCUCCAGGCCAGGCGGGGCUGAGAUCCGAUCUCUAGAUGAUCUUCUCAGAGCCAUCCAGCCUCUUAAUAUCCGGCUUUACGAUGCCGCUUCUCUCCGAAAUCCUCAGAAAGUGGGCGAGGGAGCAUGCUACACUGUGUUUAGAUACACCGACACUGGAAUGAAGGAGGCUGUUGCCGUCAAGCAGAUCAAGCUUCCCGACGAUUCCAACAAUCACCAAGCCUUCCGGAACCGAGUAGAUUGUGUUCUGAAGGACAUUGAGGUUAUGUGUCAUCCUCCAAUUGCCCAGCACGAGAACAUCUUAACGCUAUUGGGCUACGGAUGGGGCCUGCACGCAGGAGAUGUCAUCCCCUUCAUCGUAACUGACUUUGCCGCUCUCGGGACUCUUCGCGACUAUCUUCAGGCGAAAAGGGUCAGUAUGCAAUCAAAAUUAGCCCUUUGUAGCCAGGUUGCGUGUGGCUUGAACAGGCUACACUGGGCCAGUGUCGCGCAUGGCGACUUGAAACUCGACAAUGUCCUAGUGUUCCGCAACCGCACUGGAGAAGGCGCCGGGACUUAUGAGACCCAAGUAGUAGCGAAAUUGUCGGAUUUCGGACAUGCCUGCCUAUUUAGCGACGACCAAGGAGAUGGUGUGACCCAAACAUAUUUGGGCACUCCCUGGUACCUAGCUCCCGAGCUGCGUCAGGGAACCAGCCUUAAGUCGGUUGAGUUCCUCGCCUGCGAUAUCUGGGCUCUAGGGCUUCUGUGCUGGGAAGUUGUCCGAGACGGUGUUCGAUACUUUCGACUGCCAGAAAUUUCAGCGCUCUUAGGGCAUUCAGAGCUUUUCGAAGAAUCAUCACUGUCAGCCGAUACUUUGGGGCGCAUAUUCGACUUGUGUCCUGCUCUUGCCGAGGCAGCAACAACCUCAAUAUACGAGCCUCCCUACAAUAGUGAAUUUCGUCCCUUUCAACAACAAUUCAUCAAUGGUAUCCUCCGGAAGACGCUACAAGUAGACCCUUCGAAAAGGCAGCGUGAUAUCACCAAGCUACCUUUCAUAUUUGGAAGCGGACUUCAUUUGGGGUUGAUGGAACGAAUGGAACGACAUCACUGAAACGCCAUCAAUUAACGGUCACAUCUUACAAGAGGGUUGGUCUUACGAUAAUUUCGUUCCGCGAGUUGCCAGUCGCAUACCCUUCCGCGUGAAGGCGCAAUUGGUAC
This is a messenger RNA of Aaosphaeria arxii CBS 175.79, 1330 nucleotides long. Its product is annotated as kinase-like protein. Gene Ontology annotation, biological process: autophagy; peptidyl-serine phosphorylation. Gene Ontology annotation, molecular function: ATP binding; protein serine/threonine kinase activity. The coding region runs from base 63 to 1223 and encodes 386 amino acids. The transcript is spliced from 5 exons. The record is from RefSeq and is a predicted model, not a curated record. Lineage: Eukaryota; Fungi; Ascomycota; Dothideomycetes; Pleosporales. Gene Ontology annotation, cellular component: cytoplasm.